GACAAUAAAAGGAAAGCCUCCUUCCUAUACAGUCUUUCGUGGAAUGCGCCGGGCAGGUCAUCCUAGGAGAAUGAUAAGAGGCCCAUACAUACAGAGCGUCAUCUAACAUUCCAGAGCCCAUUUAAAGGCGACGGAGCGAACCUGUCCAACACUGACCUGCCCUCCAUCGUACCCAGUAAACAUCCCAUUAAAUCUGAUUAGAUUUGACCAGACUACAUAACCAUAACGCUGCAAUCAAAAUGACUCGACUUCCUCUCCCCAUUCCUCCGCCCAUCGACCCAUCCUACACUCCCACCACGAGCGUGACCACUCUCCCCGCCUCGACCCCAAUCGAAUACAUCCUCGCCGUGCUCGAGCGCGACGGGGGCGUGAUCCUGAAAGACCUCGCCACCGCCGAGGAACUAGCCGCCAUCGCCACCGAGACCAAGGCCUGGAGCACCCCGCGACGCCACCUGGACACGCCCGCCCAGGGCGACGCCUUCUACACCAUCCCACCCCAGACAACCCUGAUCCCGGGGCUGGUCGGGAAGUCGGCCACGGCGGCGCGCCUCUGCGAGCACCCGGUGCUGGAGGCCCUGCGCGAGCGCAUCCUGGUCGACGAGUUCGUGCUGCGGCGCGAGGGCUCCGUCGAGCCCAACCGCAUCGACCCGCUGCUCAGCAUGAGCGCCUCCAUGAACAUCGGCUACGGGGCCCCGCGCCAGCUGCUCCACCGUGACGACAACGUGCACGGACUUAAGCACGUUCGCCACCCACUCCGGCCCUGGUCAUUCAAGGAGGCCAGCCAGUUCGGGUGCCUGGUGGCCGGGUGCCAGGUGACGCGCGAGAACGGGGCGACGAUGUUCGUGCCGGGUAGUCAUAAGUGGGACGAUGAACGGGUGGCCAUGCCCAACGAGGUGUGUUUCGCGGAAAUGUCCCCCGGAUCGGCGCUGAUCUUCCUCGGCGCAGCGUUUCACGGCGGUGGGCAUAACUCUGUGCCCGGCUCGGUGCGCACCAUGCACAGUUUCUUCUUUAUCCGGGGUACUUACCGCACAGAGGAGAAUCAGUUCCUCGCUAUCCCCAGAAGUAGGGUGCUGCAGAUGAGUCCGAAGAUGCUGGAGCUGCUGGGCUACAAGAAGCCGACGACCUCGUUGGGCAUAGCCGAUAAUAUCAGUCCGGAUGAGGAUGUGGCGGGAAUAUGGGAACGGAUCGUGCAGUGAUCUAGUAGUAACUUAGUGCUGGCUUGAAGGAAGGGAAAGGAAGGGAUGAUGCAUUGAAGUGUGCCUUAAUUGCCACAGGCUAGAUGGCAACGUGCUGAUACUACUUUGUAGUGUUCACAUUCGCACAAUUUACUUGUGGUUAAAUAUCCUAACAGGGAG
Molecule: messenger RNA, 1355 nt
Organism: Aspergillus homomorphus CBS 101889
Lineage: Eukaryota; Fungi; Ascomycota; Eurotiomycetes; Eurotiales; Aspergillaceae
Product: phytanoyl-CoA dioxygenase family protein
Exons: 2
Coding region: 240-1196 (318 amino acids)
Source: RefSeq, a predicted model, not a curated record